AUGAUGGCGAGAAGGUCCUCGUCGCGGGGAGGGCAAGCCGGCGCCUUCCCCGCGGCCCUGUCCGCGGAGCAUCGCGGGAGCUUCCGCGCGGACGACGCCGAGCGCAAGGCGCACCACCCCUCCCUCCACAAGAUCCCCCGCGGCGCGCGCGUCGUUCUUUUAGCCGGCACCGUUGUAAUCACGCUCCUUGGUUUUGCCGCGUUUGCGCUCUCAGGGUCUUUCCGCCAAGCCCUGCUGAGUCAGCUCCGCCCAUCCUCCGCCAACCCUUCCGCGGACCUCGCGCUCGACGUCGAUUCCGGAGCUAUUGCCCGCGGGGAUGCGCAGAUGGCGGAGGAGGGAAACGGGGAGGUCCUCGCAGCGGAAGGGGAAGGUGAUAGCCCAGCGGAAGGAGAGGGCGGAGCGGAAGGGGGAGGCGGGACAGAAGGGGAGCAACAAGCGGAAGCGGCGCAAGAUGGGGAAGAGGGGACGCGCAGGAAUGAGGGCAGGCGGAGGAAGAACAGGGGCAAGCGGAGGAGGAGGCGGAGGGCGGUUCGGGGCGAUCGCGACAAGUGGGUUACCGAGUUACGGAAGAAGCCGUCGUGGCGAAUCGUCAGUGGCUUCCAGGUGGGUGCUGCUUGCUCGAUCUGGUGCGACUGGCUUGCUCCUGCCCCCUACCCACCUACCUACCAGGGCGUGCCAGCAACUCAUCUCGUUGCGGCAACUCACCUCAUCGCCGACUCAAACUCCCUCGCCUGUGCUCUCGUGGUCCGCCGCGCCUGCCACUUCUGGUCGCCCAUCGGCCUCCCCAACCCCUCUUCUUCCUCCACUGCUACUGCUGCUGGCACUGAUGCUGCUGAUGGUGGUGCCGGAAGUGACAGUGGGGGCAGAGUCACCACGACGACCCACGGGCACUACAGUGGGUACUGGUACAGCAUGGACGGCAGGGAUUUGUCUCUUCUGCGCUCCAGUGGGCAGCAGGUGGGCGGCAAGUGGGCGGUAGGUGGGCGGCAAGUGGGCGGCAGGUGGGCGGCGGAGGAAAGAGUGGGCAGAUGUGACCUUCCCCGGGUGGCAGCUUCCCAGGCAGGUACCAUCGACCCCUUCCUGCCACCGGAGUGGGUAGAUGUGACCUCCCCCGGGAGGCAACUACCCAGGUACCGCCGGGCAGUGAUGUCGCCACACGACUCGUUCCUGGGCCACUUCUGGGAGCGCGUGGGCGUGCUGGCGGAGCUGCUGCUCGCCCUCCACUCCUCCCUCUCCCUCCCCCCGCCCUCCCCUCCGCCCUCCCCCAAUUCCCCGCCUCCCCCUCAUGCUUCUCGCUUGACUGGUGAUGGUCUAGGGGGUGGGGUGGGGGAGGAGGGAGGGGAGGGGGUGGAUGGGGAAGAGAGUAGUGGGGGUGGUGGUGGUGGUGGUGGGGAGAGUGGGGCUGCAAGAGGAGGGGAGGGAGAGGAGGAGGGGGGAGUGGGGGAAGGUGCAGAGGAGAGGGAUGGUGUUGCUGUGUCCAUCACUGCUUCUUCAACUGCUGCUGAUGCUGAUGGUGCUACGGAUGCUGCUGCUGCUGGUGCUGCUGAUGCUGGUGCUGAUGCUGGUGCUGAUGCUGGUGCAGAUGGUGGUGCGUUCACGCCAGUGGUGCUGACUCCCUCGCCCCUCACGCACACUGCAGUGAUGUUUGGCACCGACAUUGAUGUCGGCACGUUCGCCGGCAAUUUAAGCCGCAUUCUCUUUGGCGCCGCCACGCCUCUGAUUCCCGGCCGCCGCCUGCACUGGGGGGACGAGCCCCACCUGUGCUUUGGAGAGGUCGUAUUCCCUCUGCACACCGCCUAUUCCAUGUGA
This is a messenger RNA of Closterium sp. Naga37s-1, 1809 nucleotides long. The record is from the annotation of a GenBank genome assembly. Lineage: Eukaryota; Viridiplantae; Streptophyta; Zygnematophyceae; Desmidiales; Closteriaceae.